GGAAGUGCAUGUGCAGGAAGAGCAGUGAGAGCUGGACACAGGUGAGGAGAAGACAGAGAAACACAUAGACCUUAGGGCUUUGAUUGCUGUUAUCUCUUUACGUCAUUUAAGAUCGAUCUUCGACCGCUGCGUCCAUCAUGGAAUCUGUAAACUACGUAGCUGCGCUAAACGAGUACGGACAGAAAACAGGCUACGAGGUGAUUUUUGAAGACGUGGGCUCCGCGGGACCCGACCAUGAUAAGAUAUUCACCCAGAGGGUAGUCUGCAAUGGUCAGGUGUAUCCCGAAGGUGUGGGGAGGAACAAGAAGCAAGCCAAGCGUAACGCUGCUCAAAAUGCCCUGACAUGCUUGUUGGGCAACCAAUAUGCCAGCAAUGAGGUAACAAUGCAGAGUGUGGAUGACAACAGCUUUAAAGAGACAAAUUUCAUAGGAAUUCUCAACCACUACUGUCAGAAAACAAUGCUCACCCAUAAUUACAUCCAAGCGAAAAGACGUGGUCAACCACAUAGCUCGCAGUGA
Messenger RNA from Paralichthys olivaceus (Japanese flounder), 518 nucleotides. The record is from RefSeq and is a predicted model, not a curated record. Lineage: Eukaryota; Metazoa; Chordata; Actinopteri; Pleuronectiformes; Paralichthyidae.